CCGCUUUGGGCCAAUUGCAUUUCCGGGGUAAGGCACACCCCGCCACAUCACAUCGGUAGUUCCUCCUCCUCCUCUCGCUUAAAAACACCUUUGGGCGCUCCCAUCGGCCUCCACUUUCAAGUUUGAUACCAACGCAACAUCGUUCCUGCUGUCAAGAUGGCUCGCCAAUUCCCGUCUCUCUCCCCUGCUCAGAAGAAGGAGCUCUCUGAAAUCGCCCAGAAGAUUGUGUUCCCGGGGAAGGGAAUCCUAGCAGCAGAUGAGUCGACCGGCACUAUGGGAAAGCGUCUCCAGAAUAUCAACGUGGAAAACACCGAGGAAAACCGUCGAUGCUUCCGCGACCUCCUCUUUACAUCUGCCGACCCGGUCCCUGACUCAAUCGGAGGGGUCAUUCUGUUCCACGAGACGCUUUACCAGAAGUCAGACAGCGGGAAGCCCUUCCCCCAAGUCAUCAAAGAAAGGGGCAUUGUUGUAGGCAUCAAGGUGGACAAGGGCACAGCUGCUUUAAACGGAACGGAUGGCGAGACAACCACGCAAGGUCUCGACGGCCUCUCGGAGCGCUGCGCCCAGUACAAGAAGGACGGCUGCGACUUUGCCAAGUGGAGGUGUGUGCUGAAGAUCUCUGACAGCUGCCCCACACCUCUUGCCAUCGCUGAGAAUGCCAACGUACUGGCCAGAUAUGCUAGCAUCUGCCAACAGAAUGGACUGGUGCCUAUUGUGGAACCAGAGAUUCUUCCUGAUGGUGCCCAUGACUUGCAGCGAUGCCAGUAUGUCACAGAAAAGGUUCUGGCUGCCGUGUACAAGGCGCUGUCUGAUCACCACGUGUACCUGGAGGGAACGCUGCUGAAGCCCAACAUGGUUACCGCCGGACACUCCUGCACCCAGAAGUUCACGCCUCAGGAGGUCGCCAUGGCUACCGUGACGGCUCUGAGGCGCACUGUGCCAGCCGCGGUGCCGGGUAUUUGCUUCCUCUCCGGGGGCCAGAGCGAGGAGGAAGCCUCACUCAACUUGAACGCAAUCAACCAGGUGCCGCUGCAUCGCCCCUGGAAGCUCACUUUCUCGUACGGCCGUGCGCUGCAGGCGUCCACCCUCGCAGCCUGGCAAGGCAAAGCUGCCAACAAGGCUGCCGCACAGGAAGUUUUCUGCAAAAGGGCUAAGAUCAAUGGCCAGGCUGCUAAAGGGGAGUACAAGGCCACAGGCUCAGCCGACCAGGCCUCCAUGCAGUCUCUGCACACCAGCAACUACGUCUAUUAAAUGUUCUGAUCUCAAAGUGAUGACGCACUUGGACCAAAUGUAGACAACCUGAAAUGCCUCUGAUGGAUGGAAAACAUUGAGGGGGGGGGAUUGCCUUUUUCACAAUAAACUACUGUUUGCCUCCAUGAAGAAAUAAAACUAAGUGACCAAA
Molecule: messenger RNA, 1402 nt
Organism: Corythoichthys intestinalis (scribbled pipefish)
Lineage: Eukaryota; Metazoa; Chordata; Actinopteri; Syngnathiformes; Syngnathidae
Gene: aldob
Product: aldolase b, fructose-bisphosphate
Exons: 9
Coding region: 157-1251 (364 amino acids)
Biological process (GO): glycolytic process; fructose 1,6-bisphosphate metabolic process
Cellular component (GO): cytosol
Molecular function (GO): fructose-1-phosphate aldolase activity; fructose-bisphosphate aldolase activity
Source: RefSeq, a predicted model, not a curated record